This is a messenger RNA of Astyanax mexicanus (Mexican tetra), 4164 nucleotides long. RefSeq names its product WW domain binding protein 1-like b (gene wbp1lb). The transcript is spliced from 4 exons. Bases 225 to 1184 code for a protein of 319 amino acids. Lineage: Eukaryota; Metazoa; Chordata; Actinopteri; Characiformes; Acestrorhamphidae. The record is from RefSeq and is a predicted model, not a curated record.
CUGGAGAAGCCCCCGUAGCUCCGCUGCUACUCCUCCCACAGCGGGCCAAUGAUGAAGCAGCAGGAAGGCGGCGCAUGCGGCCGUGCUGGGCGCUGUGGACACGGGCUAUGAGCUAUGAGCAGAGCGGUGACUGAGUGCUGGUUUUACGGUGUUUUAAUGCGGGCGUUUUGGGUCAGAUCUGGCUCUUUAAGCGGCUGAAUGGUGUAGAUAGUGCUGUGGGCAGAAUGGGCUUGUUUCUGUACGUAGCUGGACCUGUCAGCCCCACAGAGGCGAGCGUGGUGGACGAGGUGCAGCGUUGUGAGGGAGUGAAUAACCAAAGCUACGUGUGCGAGUCGGGUCACUGCUGUGGAGAGGCCCAGUGCUGCAGUUACUACUAUGAACUGUGGUGGUUCUGGCUAGUAUGGGCCAUCAUCUUCAUCUUAAGCUGCUGCUGUGUGUGUCACCACCGUCGCACCAAGCACAGACUGCAGCAGCAGCAGCGGCAACAUGAGAUCAACCUCAUCGCCUACAGAGAGGCUCACAAUCUUACCUCCCCUCCAUUCUACUUCAGAUUUCUACCAAACUACCUUCUCCCAGAGUAUGAAGAGGUGAUGAAUCGCCCUGCUACCCCACCUCCCCCUUAUACUGCCUUAAAUGGUGGACCCACAGCCUGCACCAACACCGACCAGCAGGAGGAGAACUGCCCGUCCAGACAGGCCACUCCAGCACCUCCCUUAUCAGAAACACUGUGCUCUAGAACCAACAUUGAAGAGUUCGACAGUUCCACAGUGGGACCGUACCACCUUAAAGAUGACAGUAAGGUCCAGACCUUGGAGGACACAACCUGCGUAGAGAAGCAGGACGUAGGCAGGAAAGUUCAGCUGAGGGAGGCUGAGGAAACGGAGCAGAGUGCUGCUGGGAGGCACCGUCGCUUCACUGGGGACUCAGGAAUUGAGGUGUGUGUAUGUGGGAAGGGCCUGGAGAACCAGGAGCUGAAGGAACUGGAAGGCCUGUUGACUGAGGAAGGCCAAGACAGUGUGGUGGAAGUCUGUGAGGGUUGUGGCCUCCGUUCAUACGAGGACGAGGAGCAGGGGGCAGAGCAUGGUGCCUCGCCUCUCUCACAGCCACACCCAGUUUGUCUGUAUUUGCAUACCAUUAAUGAACAGGAUGGGGCUCUUCAAGGGGAUACAGAGUUUCAAAGCUGAGGAUGAGGGUACCAAACAAGGAAAUCAUGAAGAACAAAAAUUUUCCUUAUAACUAAAUAUGUCCUGGAGGGAUGGACCUAUGGGAAAGAUUACUUGCUUGAGAGAAGGACUUGCCAGGAGGUGGGAUAUGCUUGAGCAAAGAGAUCAAGAGAUGGGAAUUGUGUAAAAAAACUAGCAAGAGGUGUUUUUUGCUUGAAAUAAGUACUUGCUUGCUUGGCAGAUCCUUGAUUAAUGAACCUGCAAAAUUUGGGACUAGCUUGAUCUAAAGGCUUACAAGAGAGAUUGAGAGAAAAACUUGGCAAGAAAACUUUCUUAAGAUGGGACUUGCUUGAUGGAAAGAACUUGCCUAGGGAUGGCACUUGAUUUGAAGAGCUUGCAAGAUAUGGGACCUCCUUGUGGGAAGAAUAUGCAAGAAAUGGGACUUUGCUUGAAAGGAGAUCUUGCAAGAGAUGGGACUUGCUUGACAGACAAACUUACAGGAUAUUUUCUCCAGAAAGUCCAACUUCUUGUCUUGCAAGAGAUGGCACUUGCUUCUCUUAAGAAGAACUUGAGAAAAUAUGGCUUUUCUGGAGAGAAGAAGUUCUUAAGAGGAGUGAUUUGCUUGAGAGAAGGACUUGCAAGAGAUGGGACUUGCUUGUAAGAAGAACUUGCAAGAAGUUGGCGUUUUUGGAGAGAAGAACUUCUCAAGAGGAGCGAUUUGACGUGCAAAAGAUAGGAUUUGCUUGAUUAAAGACCUUGCAAGAAUUCAGACUGGCUUGAGGAAAGAACCUGCAAGAGAUUGGACUUGCAUCAAGGACUUGCAAGAGACAGGACUUAAUUAAGGAAAAAAAAAAACUUGCAAGAGAGCAGCCACUGGGUUGUGUCUAUGAACUCUCCUUAUUUAAACAGUAUCUGAUUUUAAGCAUACUGACAAUCAGACUUGUGGCCUUUCUAGGGAAAGUCUUAUGAUGUCUUGAAGAAAUGGUUGAAACCAAUUCAGCAAUUUCUUCAGCAGUCUUAAAACAUCAAAGGUAUAACCUGCGGUGUGCAGGUGCACAUAUUUACCUUGCUUUCUCUCUGAGAUUAUUUGUUGCCCAGUACUGAUGAUGGGCAAUGCCAAAUCAUACCAAAUAUUUAAAAGGAUUUAGUGACUUAGGCCUUAGCUAAAGUUAUGACUCAGGUGAGUCAGACACUGCCGUUAAUAUCAAGUUUCUAUUAGUACGACUCUUGUGUUUUAAGGUGCCUUACUAAAAUAAUGUUAUAUAUUGUAAGUGUAAGAUAUAAUGCAGAUGUUUUAAGUACAGGAAAGCCACCAUUACUUUACAAAAAUAGCACAUUUUAAAUUAGCACAGGCAAAUCCAUGUGCUAUAUAUGACUUAUGCUACUUUCACAUUACCAGACUGAAGUGACUCAAAUCUGAUAUUUUUGCCUUACUGUGAUUCAUUUGUCAUAAAUGUUAAUGAUUAGUCAGAUUUUUUGCAAUCAUUUGGUCUUUAAGAAAGUGUUUAGUGCUGUUUAUGACUGAUGCCAAUGUCCUUAUAUGUAGGAAAGCCAGCUUACUUGGCAGCUUUCUUUGCAAUGCCACCAGACAGUUAUUCCCAGUCACACAAGACCAGGCUCUGAUCUCUAUGAAUAUGGAGAUACUAAAAUACAAAAUAUUUAUGUUUAAAAAUAUGUAUUUUAAAUUACUAGUAAAAUCUAAUAAAAUUAGAUUCAGAGAAAAGAAAUGCAUGCAUUGUGACCAGUGUUUUCAUAAAGCUCUGUUUUGCCUGUUCAACAACACUGAAAAUGGAGCUUUUAAAACUCUUUUUCUAGCUGCUGCACUUGCACAGAUCUCCACAUUGAGGAGGACUUUUCCCACUAGCAUGACGACCCACCACGAUUCUUGGCAUAACCACACCAUGUUGAAGAAACUCCAUUUAUAUAUUUUAACCAGUCAUCAAUGUCCUCCGGACAGGAUUCAUUUUUCAGGGGGAUGUCUGUGAAAAAUAUUUCACACUUCUACUUAUAGUGAUAAAACUCUUGCAUCCGGACUGCAGUUGAAAAAACAGGAGGACCAGUGAGUUUUUGGCUUUCUCGGUCACGUGACAUCACAUUAAGUAGCUCCUCCAUUUCCACUCGUUGUUGUGUUCACGUGGAUCUCCAUGGAAAAGCGCACACAAAGUGUAAUUACGGUGUGCGGCAGUGGACAAAUAUCUGUUUUAUUAAAUGUGAGGAGACAAAAUUCAGAGAUGUACGUCCGUACUGGAAUAACAUUACCGGAGGACCACAGAGUUCAGUAAAAAACAGUAGAAGACAUACAUGGUCAUUCCAGACGGGAAUAAAAUCACAGAGAAAAAAAGAGAAAAUUACCCCAGGACCCCCUGAAAAACGAUUCCUGUCUGGAUAGGGCUUUUGCGGAGGUGAUGUGCAUUAUCGAAUCAAAUGUGCACGUUUCAGGGACAGGUGCGUUCCCAUUAUAGAUACAAAAGCACUUUCAUUGGUCAAUGUGAAUGCCAAAUCUGAUCUGAGAAAAUAAAACUGAAUUCUGACUGAUUUAAGGAGGCAUGUAAUGUCUAUUAAAUUAAUAAAUGUAAUGUGAUUAAAAUUUUGCUCCAGCAUGUUCUCAGCCUAAUCUCUAAUUGCAGCACCUGCCAGUCGGCUUGUUUUAUAUUUUUAUUACACUAAGAGCAAGAAAUUUGGAUGAAAACACUGAAGUAUUCUUUCAAUCAAAGUAAAGAGCAUUUACCAGAUGAGUGUUGGGUGUUGUGAAAGGUGUUUUGCAUGUCUGAAUUCUUCUGAAUUCUUAAAACUCACAUGUGGAAAUACAUCUUUUUAAGUUGUCAAGCUGUUUUAUUAAUGCUUACCAAAUGAAAUUACUGUGUAAAAGUAACAGUGUGAUUUAUUUUAUUAUUUUUGUCUGGUUAAGGACUGCCAGUCAGUUGAAUGUACCUGUAACUAAAACCAAAAAAAAAAUCCCAAAAUGUUAUUAAAGUGGUAAAACCUCAGUGCCUUUAAGUGA